GAAAUUAUGGUUUAAAAAAAUUUUUUUGUAUUAUAUUUAUUUAAUAAUUGAAAGAUUGAAACGAUGGCAUCAAAUCUGGUUAUUGUUAAGGAUUUGUUUGAAGAGUUGACUGAAGAAAAUCAAAGACUUUACGAUGAAUUAAAAUAUUGUCAGCAAUUGAUUGAAUUGUUUGAUAAAUUCAGACAACUAUUAGAUAAUUAUCAAACAAAUUGUUGUUGUAUUGAAAACAAUGAAUUGAAAACACAAUUCAAUGAACUCGAAGACCAAUACAUGAAAACCGUGAAGAAGAAGAUCAUUAGACAAUCCGAGCGGCAAUUGAUCUGCAAAAGUGAUGUUAAAAAUCAAGUGAAGAAAACGCGGGUCAAGAAAAUCAAAUCAAACAAAAUCACUACAAAACUUAAAGAAGUAAAAGACCAGUUAAGUGAUAAUGAUAUUAAUAAUAAUAAUGAAGACAAAAAUGAGACCAAAUUCAGUGAUAAUCAACUAACAGUACAGAGAGUUAAACGAAAAUAUCGGAAACGACAGACUCGACAGACACUAAAAAAUGUUAAACAAAAACAAGAAAAAGAAGAAGAAUUAGAUAACAAUGAAGACAAUGAUUAUAAAGAUUUUAAUGAGACAACAAUGACUACAAAUGUCGAUCAAAUCGAUGACAACUUAGUCGAGGAAUAUGUCGGUAAAUCCAGUGAUCUAUUGAUGAAAUUAUGGGUUAAGCGUCGAUACAACAGACGAAAUACAAAGAAGAAUACAAACGUCGAAGAAUUUGAUGCAACAACAGAAUCAUGCGAUCAACAGAAACGUGUUAAGACUUUUCUGUGUCGAUGGCCGGGCUGUGGCAAAGUAUUUCGCGAACGACUGGAUCUGUUGGCACAUUUGCGUGUCAAACAUACCAAAGAGCGGCCAUUCAAGUGCGACAACUGUGACAAAUGGUUUCCAGUUGAACACUAUCUGAAAAUGCACAGAAAGUCGGCACACAAUCCACGACCGACGGUAUACAAGUGUCGGUACGAGGGCUGCGAUAAACAGUUCAAACAGUUGUUGGGUCUGAAUGAACAUCACGUACGACACGAACGACCACACGAUUUCAAACGAGAGAAAACAGUUGAAUGCGAUGUCGACGGUUGCGACAAACGAUUUACAUCUGUCUAUGGUUUACGUUAUCACAAACAGAUUGUUCACACCGACGACAGGCCCUAUCCGUGCGAAUGGCCCGGUUGUGACAAACGAUUCAAAGAUCCGUCAUCGCUGAGACACCAUCGCGAACGACAUGCCGGUGUCCGUAAAUACCGGUGCGAUAUCCAUGGUUGCGACAAAGGCUAUACAACCUACAAGGGUCUCGAACAGCAUAAACGUGCCCAUACCCGGCCGUACGCGUGCUCGUGGCCAGCGUGCGAUGUCCGAUACGCGUGCAAUAAUAAACUCAAAGAACAUAUGAACGCACAYCAGGGUAUCAAACCGUUUAGUUGUCAUUUUCAGGGAUGCGAUGUCAGCUAUAGUAUGAAAGCAUCGUUGAGAAUGCAUUGGAGACAAACACAUAAAUAUAUUAAAACUUACCAUGAUAAAACAUAG
Molecule: messenger RNA, 1569 nt
Organism: Oppia nitens
Lineage: Eukaryota; Metazoa; Arthropoda; Arachnida; Sarcoptiformes; Oppiidae
Product: zinc finger protein 112-like
Exons: 1
Coding region: 64-1569 (501 amino acids)
Biological process (GO): regulation of transcription by RNA polymerase II
Cellular component (GO): nucleus
Molecular function (GO): DNA-binding transcription factor activity, RNA polymerase II-specific; RNA polymerase II cis-regulatory region sequence-specific DNA binding
Source: RefSeq, a predicted model, not a curated record